Dipodomys ordii (Ord's kangaroo rat) is the source of this 1932-nucleotide messenger RNA. RefSeq names its product LIM domain binding 3 (gene Ldb3). The record is from RefSeq and is a predicted model, not a curated record. Gene Ontology annotation, cellular component: stress fiber; filamentous actin; adherens junction. Bases 1 to 1932 code for a protein of 643 amino acids. Gene Ontology annotation, molecular function: actin binding; muscle alpha-actinin binding. Gene Ontology annotation, biological process: actin cytoskeleton organization; muscle structure development; heart development. The transcript is spliced from 15 exons. NCBI's taxonomy places the organism in Eukaryota, Metazoa, Chordata, Mammalia, Rodentia, Heteromyidae.
AUGUCUUACAGUGUGACCCUGACCGGGCCUGGGCCCUGGGGCUUCCGCCUGCAAGGGGGCAAGGAUUUCAAUAUGCCCCUUACUAUCUCCCGGAUCACCCCAGGAAGCAAGGCGGCCCAGUCCCAGCUCAGCCAAGGAGACCUUGUGGUAGCCAUUGACGGUGUCAACACAGACACUAUGACCCACCUGGAGGCCCAGAACAAGAUCAAGUCUGCCAGCUACAACUUGAGUCUCACUCUGCAAAAGUCAAAGCGUCCCAUCACCAUCUCCACAUCAGCGCCUCCAAUCCAGUCCCCUCUGCCAGUGAUCCCUCAUCAGAAGGUGGUAGCCAACUCUCCUGCCAAUGCUGACUACCAGGAACGUUUCAACCCCAGUGCCUUGAAGGACUCAGCCCUGUCCACCCACAAGCCCAUUGAGGUGAAGGGACUGGGUGGCAAGGCCACCAUCAUCCAUGCGCAGUACAACACACCCAUCAGCAUGUACUCCCAGGAUGCCAUCAUGGAUGCCAUCGCCGGGCAGGCCCAGGCUCAAGGCAGUGACUUCAGUGGGGCAUCGCCGCUGGCGAGCCUUCCUGUGAAGGACCUGGCGGUGGACAGCGCCUCUCCUGUAUACCAGGCUGUGAUCAAGAACCAGAGCAAGCCGGAAGACGAGGCUGAUGAGUGGGCUCGCCGGUCCUCAAACCUGCAGUCUCGCUCCUUCCGUAUCCUGGCCCAGAUGACGGGGACGGAAUUCAUGCAAGACCCGGAUGAAGAAGCUCUGCGCAGGUCAAGCACCCCCAUUGAGCAUGCUCCGGUGUGCACCAGCCAGGCCGCCACCCCACUGCUGCCCGCUUCUGCCCAGCCGCCUGCUGCUGCCUCUGCCAGUGCAGCCUCGCCACCCCUGGCUGCAGGUGCUGCCCAUGCUGCCACCGCCUCUGCUACAGCCCCUGCCUCAAGCCCUAUGGAUAGUCCAAGGCCGGGCUCUGCCUACAGCUCUUCAGCGGCUGCCUCUCCAGCACCAGCUUCUCAUACAAGCUACAGCGAAGGUCCAGCUGCACCUGCACCCAAGCCCCGGGUUGUCACCACUGCCAGCAUCCGGCCUUCUGUCUACCAGCCAGUGCCUGCAUCUACCUACAGCCCUGCCCCGGGGGCCAAUUACAGUCCAACUCCCUACACCCCUUCCCCUGCCCCUGCCUAUACCCCCUCUCCUGGCCCCACCUACACCCCUUCACCUGCUCCCACCUAUUCUCCCUCCCCUGCACCAGCCUAUACCCCCUCACCUGCUCCAAACUAUAACCCUGCACCCUCAGCGGCCUACAGUGGGGGUCCUGCAGAGUCUGCCAGCCGUCCCCCCUGGGUGACCGAUGACAGCUUCUCUCAGAAGUUUGCCCCCAGCAAGAGCACCACCUCCAUCAGCAAGCAGACCCUGCCCCGGGGGGCUCCAGCCUACACCCAGAUGGGUCCCCAGGUGACCCCCCCUGCCAGAGGGACUGUCCAGAGAGCAGAGCGAUUCCCAGCCAGCAGCCGGACUCCGCUCUGUGGCCACUGCAACAACGUCAUCCGGGGUCCUUUUCUGGUAGCCAUGGGCCGUUCCUGGCACCCAGAGGAGUUCAACUGUGCCUACUGCAAGACCUCCCUGGCAGAUGUGUGCUUUGUGGAAGAGCAGAACAAUGUUUACUGUGAGCGGUGUUAUGAGCAGUUCUUUGCCCCACUCUGUGCCAAGUGCAACACCAAAAUCAUGGGGGUAAACUACAUCAAUCUCUUCAGCACCAAGUGCCAUGGUUGCGAUUUCCCGGUAGAGGCUGGUGACAAGUUUAUUGAAGCCCUGGGGCAUACCUGGCAUGACACCUGCUUCAUUUGUGCGGUCUGCCAUGUGAAUCUGGAGGGACAGCCAUUCUACUCUAAGAAGGAUAAACCCCUGUGCAAGAAGCAUGCGCAUGCCAUCAAUGUGUAA